This is a messenger RNA of Topomyia yanbarensis, 2304 nucleotides long. RefSeq lists its product as uncharacterized. NCBI's taxonomy places the organism in Eukaryota, Metazoa, Arthropoda, Insecta, Diptera, Culicidae. Bases 1 to 711 code for a protein of 236 amino acids. The transcript has 3 exons. The record is from RefSeq and is a predicted model, not a curated record.
AUGAAGCAGUUUGUCGUGUUGAUCGCCGUUUUGGCCGUUGCGGCUGCAGCCCCUUCGGAAACCGAUGGAUUAUUGUCCAGCGCGCUCAAAUUUGUCAAAGACUGCGGCGACAAAUCGAUGGUGUUAUGCGUCAAGGAACGUGCCCUCCAGUAUGUGGACGGUGCCGAGGGCGACAUCGAGAUCACGGAGGGAAUCAAACUGGUCGAAACUGAGAAACCAACUAGCCAGGGCCGUUCGCUGAACGAAGUUGACCUGCCGCUGGAACCGGAAGCCCGCGAAUCCGAAAUCGACAGCCUGCUGGUCGACCGUGCCGCCCGUUUCCUCGGAUCGCACACCCUCCAGUUCAAGGUCCCCAAGGACUCGAUCGAGGACAUGCAGCGUUCCCUGGAUGAAGCUCGCGGCAAGAAGAAGAAGGUCAAGAAGCUGCUCCUGCCCCUGCUGCUGUUGCUGAAGCUGAAGGCCGCCGCCCUGCUCCCACUGGCCAUCGGAUUCCUUGCCCUGAUCGCCUUCAAGGCUCUGAUCGUCGGCAAGAUCGCCCUGAUCCUGUCCGCCAUCAUCGGUCUGAAGAAGCUGUUCGACAAGAAGCCCGAACAGAGCUACGAGGUCGUCGCCCACCCGCACUACUCGCACUCGACCUCCUUCGACGAUCACCAUGGAUACGCACGUUCCCUGGAUGCUCAGAAUCUGGCCUACUCUGCUCACACCCAGUAAGCUUGCCAUAAUGCUGUGUAGCGAGAAUUAGUGCCUCCCCUAUUCCCCCUUCACCAGUACUUCGUUCCAAACCCUAACUGAACCCACACUCUUCUCUUACAAUGCUUUCCCUCUGGGUCUAAAACCGCUGUCUCUUUUUCUCUAAUAAGAUCCUUCCGAAGUCGAACCUCCCGCACAGUCACGCUCACGUGAUUCGGACUGGUUGCGACGACUACUAGUUAAGUAGGUUUCAAUUCUUGGUCAUCCCAUUACCGAAAACCCCCUGUGACCCGGCCGGGUUCGGUCUGAAAGCCACCCGUGCAAACACACUCACACACACUCUUAGAUUAAUUUAAUUUAUUUGCGAUGAGAAGAAAAAGCGUAUUUAAUAAUUUAUUUUGCUCGAGAAUAUUUAUUUAGAUUAUUUGUUUUUAAAAGUAGUUUUUUCUCUUCUUCUCUCAAACUGUUCUCGUCUAAUCUACUACCCAACUGUCGCUGCGACGCUUCUCCUAGAUUCUAUGCAUGUGUCAUUUUUUCCUAUUUUCUUAAUACCAAAUAAUGCUCACUGAAAAAAAAAUCACGAUUACGGAUUAAAAGGCCUAGAAGAAGUACAGACGACGGCAGUCUUUGAGAACACUUUGACAAAGAAAAAAACAUAAAAGCGAAAAUACGUAAAGUUCAAAAUAGUUGUAAAUCGGAGUGAAUCUCAUCCGCACAGUAUGUCAGUAAUCUGAGAUCUUUAGCUUUAGCUCAUAGCCAAUAGUAACGGAUCAUUGAAGAAAGAAAACUAAACAUGCCAAAAACAAACAAACAAAACAAAAAAACAAUCACCUCAAACGCCUUGAUAGCCUCGAAGAAAACAUGCAGAAAGCAAGACUGUACAGACGCUGACUGAAACUGGUUGGGUGUUCCGAGGUGUCACGUUCCUUCAAGUUUGGUUAAAGCCAAGUUUGGAAAACGUACCGGAGCUCAAAUCUAGCGAAUUGUGUGACCGUUAUCGUAAGCGGAUCAUCGCGAUUUGCAUUGUUUCAGGGCACUCGACCCACGGACCUGGUGUCCACCCUCCCAAUGGACUGAUUAAAAUCAAAAUACUCGUGAAACAUAAAAGUUUAUAUUAAACUGUAGUAAGGUGACUUCUCUUGCACUAGAAAACGAACCCUCUCUCGUCCUAUCAACUCUCUAGUAGGCGCCCCAUUCGGCGCUUCGAAACUUUACCAAAACACCCAUACUCAAGAUAGAAUAAACUUUCUCUACCUCGGAUCUCCUAGAGAGCCGUUUAACCCCAACGCACGCGAUAACGCGAUAUUAGUAUUUCAAUUGUUCAUUUAAAUGCUCAAAUAACUGAAUUCUUCAUUCUACUGUCAAACUGCCUUCGAAUCUACCGAUAACAUCAGUCGAAUCUAUUCUCUCUUUUUAACUUGCUCUUUCACUCUCUUUUCUCUCACACUUCUCUAACGUCUCCAACGCGUGCCCUCUCAGCGUGUCACAAAAGAAAAAAAGCUUACAAAUUCUUAAAAACAAAUAACUAUUGCAAAAAAAAACCUUCUUGUAAGAAUGAUCUGUUCUGUUAUUUAUUGUUUAAAUUAUUGAAUGAAAAGAAGAAAAAAACACACA